Messenger RNA from Batrachochytrium dendrobatidis JAM81, 954 nucleotides. RefSeq lists its product as uncharacterized. Lineage: Eukaryota; Fungi; Chytridiomycota; Chytridiomycetes; Rhizophydiales. Bases 1 to 954 code for a protein of 317 amino acids. The record is from RefSeq and is a predicted model, not a curated record. The transcript has a single exon.
AUGCAUAUUAAAACUGCUCUUGCCUUGUCUAUUGCUCUUGCUGCCAAUGCAGUUUUUGCUGGAGAUGAAUCCCAGAAGGAUGGAAAGAAAGCACCAGGUGGUGGUGUAGCCAAACUCAGCAAGAGUGCUGCCGCUACUGGCGCUACUACUGCUACUGCUACCGCUACUGCUGCUGCUGUUGCUGCUGCUGCUGCCGCUGCUGGUCCAAGCUCUGGUUCAAGCUCUGGUCCGGAUCUCAAUCCCUCUCUUACUCCUUUGUGUUUGGCAGGUCUCCAGGUGAAACUAAUGGAACUCAGUAUUGCAUGCCCAGGUCUUACUCCCGAGAUUCUCCAUAAACCCGAUCUUUCUAAAAUCCUGAAAGACGAUGUGUUUUUGGACAACUUUUGUUCAGAUAUGUGUCGAGGUGCUGUGAGCAGUUUUGGUCCUUCUCUCAAACCUGUAUGUGGGGAUCAAAAACUAUUUAAACCCAAGGCUCGUCUUUCUACAGACGAUGCUCCAAGUGUUGAAGGAUUAACUGGCGAUCUUACUGUCUCGUCGAUUUCCAGUUAUGUUGGAUUGGGUCAAAAACAAGGAUGUAUUCGCACCGAGGACAAGUCAAAGUUCUGCUUACGAACUCAAUAUGAAGAGGUGAAGGACAAGUUGGAACAGCAAUCAUCGCUCCAAUCCAUCAUGACGGCCAUUUUUAUGGAUCCGACACAUACAACUACGUAUUGUGCUCAACAGCAAGUUUCGGAAGGAUUGAAGGCUACUGCUGAGGAUCCCAACUUGGCAAAUGUCCACCAGGUUUUGGUUGCUUCAGACUUGUUCCAAAAGGAAGCUAUUCAAGCCAAGGAGAAGGCUGGUACUACUGCUGACAAGCCAAAGGACAAGAGUGGAACAGUCGUAGUAGGAAAUACUUUUACGGCUGCACUUGCUGCCUCGGCCAUCAUUGCCAUCAUGUUCCAGUUUGCUUAG